GUCGCCGCUUAAGAGAAUUGCGCUUAAUAGAAUACGCCGGUUAAAUGAAUCAAAAAUCCUAACAAUGAUUUUCCCGUAUCCUUAUACAUGUAAAAUUCACCGCUUAAGUGAAUAAACUUUUCGCUUAAUAGAAUCAAAUUUAGUUUGAAGACGAUGUUUACAUUCAAUGUUGUUGUCGAUUAAAUACAAGUUUCAUUGUCAGUACUUUCUCAUAGCACCGUCGGUAUUACAUGCUCAUAAUAAUUAAUUGUGUUAGUGAUACAAGUAUGAAAAAAUCAUCAGCUAUAGUUCAUAGAAAAGGCUUAAGUGUCCUUGAAAAAAAGGAGCUACUAAAAAAAUAUGAUUUGUUGCCAAAUUUAUCACAAAGUGAUGCAGCGCUGUUAUUAAACAUAUCACAAGCUACUCUUAGUAGAUUAUUAUUAAAUCGUUACGAGAUAGAAAGUACCUCUUGCUCUCACGAAAAUCUCAGCCGCAAGAGAAAACGAUGCGGCAAAGACGAAGACGUAGAAAAAACGUUGAAGAAAUGGUUUGUGGAAGUGAGAGAAAAAGGCGCUCCAAUUAAUGGCCCGUUACUUAAAGCAAAAGCUGAAGAUUUGUCAAAGAAAUUAGGCAAAGAAAAUUUCAAGGCCACUGACGGUUGGCUCUCACGUUGGAGAGGCCGAGAAAAUAUUGUGUAUCGCAAGCCACAUGGUGAACAAGCCGAAGCUGAUUUUACAAGUGCAAAUGAGUGGUUUAUACAAGAAUGGCCAGAAAUAUCUAAAAAUUAUUCGCCAAGCGAUAUAUUUAAUGCUGACGAAACGGGUUUAUACUACCGAGCAUUACCAGAGCAUACAUAUGCUCUAAAAUCAGAAAAUACGAAAGGCUUCAAAACAAGUAAGGAGCGUAUAACGUUGUUAUGCUGUGCCAGUAUGGCAGGUGAAAAAAAAGACCUGUUUGUUAUUGGAAAAUUUAAGAAUCCACAAUGCUUCAAAGAUGUGACUCAAUUGCCUAUUGCUUACACGGCCAACAGAAACGCGUGGAUGACAAGAGACAUUUUUUCUGAUUGGCUACGAAAUUGGGAUAGACAAUUAAAACGCAAAAUUUUAUUAACCAUUGAUAAUUGCGGUGCACAUUCAAACUUAGAGCCUAUGAAAAAUAUUACAGUGGUUUAUUUACCUGCCAACACGACGUCUCUGAUACAGCCUUGCGAUCAAGGUAUAAUUCGUACAUUAAAAGCGUACUAUCGAAGAACAAUGAGGGAACGGAUUAUACAAAUAUUAGAUAAUCAACAAAAUGUCAAAGCCAAUGACAUUGCCAAGAAGACCUCUCUGCUUGAUGCGCUACAUCAGAUCAAAGAAGCUUGGUCUUAUGUAUCUAGCGAAACGAUAAAAAAUUGUUUUAGAAAGGCUGGGUUUGUUAACGGAACUAAUGAAAUAUGUAAUAUUUCGAGCAACGUUAGCUUGAACGAAAUUUAUCCGGAAGAUAUGACACAUGAGGUUUUUGACGAGUGGAUAGAUAUUGACGAAUGUCUAGAAACCUCUGGAAAGCCAACAGAUGAUGACAUAUGCCAAAAAUUGGACACAGAUGAAUCAGAAAUUGAAGAGGAAGAUGAUAGUAUAGAACCCGCACCUAAUAAUCUAGAAAUGUUUAACGCAUUACAAGUCUUGAGACGAGGAGUUCAACAUCGUUCGAAAUCCUUUGAAGAGUACUACAAAUUUGAAAAAUUUAUUUUCAAAAUAAUUGACCAAAAGAAAAAACAAACCAAGAUAAAUGACUAUUUUACUAAA
Messenger RNA from Trichogramma pretiosum, 1766 nucleotides. Its product is annotated as tigger transposable element-derived protein 6-like. The annotation marks the transcript as partial. The record is from RefSeq and is a predicted model, not a curated record. Gene Ontology annotation, cellular component: nucleus. Lineage: Eukaryota; Metazoa; Arthropoda; Insecta; Hymenoptera; Trichogrammatidae. The transcript has a single exon. Gene Ontology annotation, molecular function: DNA binding.